GACGCGACGCUCUCUGGUCAUGUGCUCGUGACGCGUCUGCGCGCCGGGUCGCCGCGUUUGUUUCCGGAAGUGCUGGUGCGGCCGUGGUGGGGGGGGGGCGACCCGGCGGCAGGCGGCAUGGAGAUCACCCGGGGCAAUUUCAAGAACGCGCUGGGCACCGUCUACGAGGCCGUGGAGGACGCCGAUUUCUUGGCCAUCGACGGGGAGUUUUCAGGCAUCAGCGAUGGGCCGUCCGUGAGCGCGCUGACCAACGGCUUCGACACGCCCGAGGAGCGGUACCAGAAGCUACGGAAGCAUUCCAUGGAUUUCUUGCUGUUCCAGUUUGGCCUAUGCACUUUUAAGUAUGAUCACACAGAAUCUAAGUAUAUUAUGAAAUCAUUUAACUUCUAUAUUUUCCCCAAACCUUUGAACAGAACAUCACCAGAUGUCAAGUUUGUCUGUCAGAGCUCAAGUAUAGAUUUUUUAGCAAACCAGGGAUUUGAUUUUAAUAAAGUUUUUCGAAAUGGUAUCCCUUACUUAAAUCAAGAAGAAGAAAGACAGUUACGAGAACAAUAUGACGAGAAGCGCUCUCAAGCCAAUGGGCUGGGUGGCUUGGCAUAUAUGUCACCUGGUGCUGCCAAGCCUCCAUCGGCUGUUCCUGAGGAUCAGAAGAAGUUCAUCGAGAAAGUUGUAGAAAGGAUAGAAGAUCUCCUGCAAAAUGAAGGAAACACCACCGUGCAGCUGGAGCCGUGCACCGGAUUUCAGAGGAAACUAAUCUAUCAGACACUGAGCUGGAAGUAUCCAAAAGGCAUCCAUGUUGAAACUGUGGAAACAGAAAAGAAGGAGCGAUACAUGAUCAUCAGCAAAGUGGACGAAGAGGAGCGCAAGAGAAGAGAGCAAGAGAAGCAAGCGAGAGAGCAGGAGGAGUUGAAGGAUGCGGUGGGGUUUUCCCGAGUCAUUCACGCCCUUGCAAAUUCAGGCAAGCUCGUGGUUGGACACAACAUGUUGCUGGACGUCAUGCACACCAUCCAUCAGUUCUACUGCUCCCUCCCUGAGGAUUUUAGUGAGUUCAAAGAACUAGCAACAUGCGUCUUUCCAAGGCUAUUGGACACUAAAUUGAUGGCAAGCACUCAGCCAUUCAAGGAAAUCAUUAAGAACACAUCCCUGGCAGAGUUGGAAAAGCGUUUGAAGGAGAUGCCCUUCAGCCCUCCAAGAGUUGAAAGUGCCAAGGGCUUUCCCAGCUACAACACUGCUUCAGAGCAGCUUCAUGAAGCUGGUUAUGAUGCCUACAUCACAGGCCUCUGCUUCAUCUCCAUGGCAAACUUCUUAGGUUCAUUUCUCAGCCCUCCCGCAAAUCAUGUUUCUCCCAGUUCAAAGCUGAUAGAGCCCUUUUUCAACAAAUUAUUUCUGAUGAGGGUGAUGGACAUUCCAUAUCUCAAUUUGGAAGGACCAGAUCUACAGCCAAAACGUGAUCACGUCCUUUAUGUUACCUUUCCCAAAGAGUGGAAGACAAGCGACCUUUACCAGCUCUUUAGUGCUUUUGGAAACAUUCACGUAUGUUGGAUUGAUGAUACAUCAGCAUUUGUAUCCCUGAGUCAGCCUGAACAAGUACAGAUUGCUGUUAAUACCAGCAAGUACGCUGAAAGUUACCGGAUUCAGACUUACGCAGAAUAUAUUGAAAAGAAGCAGGAGGAGAGGAGGCAAGCGAAGAGGAAAUGGGCAGAAGACAGUUGGAAGGAGAUGGAAGUGAAGCGCUUAAAGACACAGGCCAGCCCCUUCACACUCCAGAGCCGCUACUACAGCGUUUGUAGUUUUUCAACCCCCAGCUCUGUGGGGAAGAGAAGCAUGAGCCCCAUCCAAGAGGAGAGCAUCACAGAUGACCUGGAGGAGGCCGCGGUGCAAGAGGUGGACCAGGCCACCCCAGGCCCCUUCCAGGAGCCCCCUGAAGAAGAGAAGAAGCAAGCCAAGAAGCUCAGGAAGGGCAAAAGGGAGCAAACAUUGGAUGGGGGGCUCAAGGCUACUCCCACCAGGCUCUUUGAUGUGCCGGACACGUGGUAGCUGCCAGGAGCACCAAUGAAAGAGGGCUUCCAUUCCAGGGAAUCGGUGGCGGCAGUGUCCUCCCAAGCCAGUUUGAAGGAAGAAAGGAGGCUGGUGCACAAAGGAGAGGCACAUCGCUUCUUGGAAAUCUGUUUUGUUUUUUAAUCUCUACUGAACAAUCACGGUCACUGUUUUUAUGUGUAUGCAUGCGUGUACAUGUCCGUUUCCUUGAUUAUGUGAAAGCCUUUGCUGUUGUGUGUAUUAGAUCAAAAGGCCAAACCGUGGGACUGGACCAUCCAUUCAUGUAACAUGGCAGAGUUUGUGUGCAGCUUGCUCUGCUGGUCCCCUCGAUCCCCUGCAGACAUUCAGGCACACCAACGGCCAGUCGGGCGCCUGGCGCUUUCAACCACUUCCUUCCCUGCCAUCUUCUGCAGUAGUAGAAGUGCAUCUUACUCUCCCUCCCUACCCCCCAUUAAAGAGAAACUGUCCUUUCCCUUUGGGAAAGAAAAUAGGUCUCAAUCUUCAUAUUAAGUUUGAGAACCAGCUUACUGUACCUGGAGGGGAGGGAAGCUUCUCUGGCACCUUUUCCCUCGAUCUGUGACUAGCAUUCUAUAUUUCAAAAGACAAAGAUAAACCAGCAGUUUCACCAGCUUUUAUUAGUUUGAAAAAUCAAUCUGCUUUGGUAGACUUCAUAAACUUGGUUUGAUAUUUAACAUUUUUGUAUUGUGGAAUGAAAAAUGUUAUUUCCAUACAGUGAAAAAAUUAAAGAACCUUUUUCUUAGGAA
This is a messenger RNA of Ahaetulla prasina, 2801 nucleotides long. It is a transcript of the gene PARN, whose product is annotated as poly(A)-specific ribonuclease. The record is from RefSeq and is a predicted model, not a curated record. NCBI's taxonomy places the organism in Eukaryota, Metazoa, Chordata, Lepidosauria, Squamata, Colubridae. Gene Ontology annotation, cellular component: cytoplasm; nucleus. Gene Ontology annotation, molecular function: metal ion binding; RNA binding; poly(A)-specific ribonuclease activity. The coding region runs from base 118 to 2037 and encodes 639 amino acids. Gene Ontology annotation, biological process: nuclear-transcribed mRNA poly(A) tail shortening. The transcript is spliced from 24 exons.